AUGGCAAGUCCAGACCAAGGAACAGACUGCACACAGAUAAAAAAACAGUCCCCAAAUGCAGUCAGUGGUGUAUAUGCCAUCCAACCUGCCGGAAUAAAAAAACCUCUCAAGGUGUACUGUGAGAUGCUGCGUGAUGGUGGCUGGACAGUUUUCCAAAGGCGCACAGGCCCAAAGGUAACCUUCAAAAGGAACUGGGCAGAGUACAAGCGUGGCUUUGGAAGUCUUCAAAAGGACCACUGGUUGGGCUUGGCUAAAGUGUGGGCCCUUACCAGAGGCAAAGAGCGAAAGUCAACUCUAAGGAUUGACCUUUGGGACUUUGAAGGUGGCUCUGUGUUUGCUGAGUACAGUAAUUUUAAGAUUGGCAACGAGAAAACAGCCUAUAAGCUUAGUGUUGGGGCUUACACAGGCACUGCAGGCGAUGCAAUCCGUGGAGCCUACCGUGGGAUCGAUCAAAAUGGUUUUGGCUUCAGCACGUUUGACCGGGACAAUGACGGCUGUUCUCCAUGCAUUUUUGGUGACAUUGGGGUGAGCUCCUGCAGCCAGGAACAGGGUGGAGGCUGGUGGUUCAGUCGCUGUGGUUCAGCAAACCUUCAUGGAGACUGGCAUCCAGCUAAUGAUAACCGUGGUUGGAUGUCUGGUCUCCACUGGCUAACCUGGAGAGCCCCUGAGCCAUACUCCGCCCGUGCCACACGCAUGAUGAUUAAAUCAGUGGGAUAG
This is a messenger RNA of Chanos chanos (milkfish), 717 nucleotides long. RefSeq names its product angiopoietin-4-like. The transcript is spliced from 6 exons. The record is from RefSeq and is a predicted model, not a curated record. NCBI's taxonomy places the organism in Eukaryota, Metazoa, Chordata, Actinopteri, Gonorynchiformes, Chanidae. Gene Ontology annotation, biological process: negative regulation of T cell activation; regulation of immune response. The coding region runs from base 1 to 717 and encodes 238 amino acids.